Molecule: messenger RNA, 210 nt
Organism: Alternaria alternata
Lineage: Eukaryota; Fungi; Ascomycota; Dothideomycetes; Pleosporales; Pleosporaceae
Exons: 2
Coding region: 1-210 (69 amino acids)
Source: RefSeq, a predicted model, not a curated record
AUGUCUUCCUGGUCGAUAGAAGCAAUUAUAGCUUUUGUGACCCUCCUAGCCACCUGUAUUCCCAUCUUGGUAUUGUUGUUGCGCAACUUCAUUCCGCACCGUCGAGUUGUCCAGUCUGAAGCCGAUGUCGAACUUGGUAACAAGGGAAAUGUUCAUGGCCACAUCGCCGCCCCGGUCAAGUUUGGGAUAAGCAAAAAUCGCCCACGGUAG